Gymnodraco acuticeps is the source of this 3040-nucleotide messenger RNA. Its product is annotated as phospholipase ABHD3-like. Gene Ontology annotation, molecular function: acetylesterase activity; monoacylglycerol lipase activity. Gene Ontology annotation, biological process: medium-chain fatty acid biosynthetic process; medium-chain fatty acid catabolic process. Lineage: Eukaryota; Metazoa; Chordata; Actinopteri; Perciformes; Bathydraconidae. The coding region runs from base 363 to 1580 and encodes 405 amino acids. The record is from RefSeq and is a predicted model, not a curated record. The transcript is spliced from 9 exons.
CUGGUGAAGGCGGACCUUAGCGUUGUGCGGUCGCUGACAUUGGAGGAGUCGCUUUAGCUUAACAUACGAUCUCCUGUUAUGGUCUGAGAACCAGGAAGCGGCAGCUGCUGUAGGAAACACCGCUGCAGGUGGAUACCCGCUAUUUCCCACCCAUUAGCGUCAGAGGUGAUGGGACGUCCUCGGCUGUAACACAUCUAUACCGUUAGCUGAUGGUGAUGAAGGCAUGUUGUCGGGCAUUAGUGUAACCAACGUUACACGUAUCUCUGUCUUUCCGCUGUGUCGGCUUAAGAGUCAUUUACCGGUCCAUACCGUUAGCUAGCAAGUUAGCUCUCUUCUGAAGCUAACUACUUAAGACAAUAGCCAUGUUUUUAUCUCAUUUCGACCUAUGGAGAACAUAUUGGGAUUGUCUUUCCAGACCUCACACGGUCCUCAUCUGCUCCAUUACGGCCGCACUAUACUAUCUGUGGGGCCGAAAGUGUCAGACUCCUGCCUUGGUGUCUAGCAAGGCUUUCAGUGCUUUCCUCCACAAGCACUGUCCUGUGGUGUCCGAGCCCUUCAUCCCCACUCCUUGGUGCUGGGGGGGCCGCAUUCAAACCCUGGUCUGUGCCAUCCUCAAGUCCAAACCAACUGUCUGCUAUCGCAAUGAGCUGAUCCGCACAGUCGAUGGUGGUCAGAUUUCUCUGGACUGGGUGGACAAUCGGGACAGUGCGGAGUACCCAGAAUCCUCCAUCCGCCCCACAGUACUGAUCCUCCCGGGCCUGACAGGAAACAGCAAGGUGUCCUAUGUGCGCCAUGCUAUUAACCAGGCCACCCGGCGCGGCUACAGAGUUGUGGUCUUCAACAACAGAGGGCUGGGAGGGGAAGAGUUGUUGACGCCUGUCACCUACUGUGCAGCCAAUACAUCGGAUCUUGAGCGCGUGGUGCUUCAUGUCAAUGGACUCUACCCACAUGCCCCUGUGCUUGGAGCUGGUGUGUCUUUGGGAGGCAUGUUAUUAUUGAACUACCUGGCCCGAAAGCGCACAGAGUCAGGGAUGGUGGCGGGUUUCACCAUCUCCGUCCCCUGGAAUGCACUGAAGUCCGCCGCCUCGAUGGAGGAACCACUAAACUGGCUGCUCUUCAAUAAGUACCUCACCAACGGUCUGUGUCAGGCUGUCACCAGGCACAGGAAGGUUCUGGAGAAAGUGGUGGACAUUGACCAUGUGUUGAAAGCGCAGACUAUCCGUGAGUUUGACGAACGCUUCACCUCUUUGCUGUUUGGUUAUAAAUCUUGUACGGACUAUUACCACGAUGCCAGCCCAGACCAUAAACUCCCAAACACAGCGGUACCCAUCAUGUGUCUCAACGCUGCCGAUGACCCCUUCUCUCCCCAAGGCGCCUUCCCGUUGACCACUAUCCAGAGCCUGCCUAAUGUUGCCAUGCUGCUGACGGCCCACGGCGGACACAUUGCAUUCCUGCAGGGUUUCUUUCCCCGCGGCGAGAGUUACAUGGAGCGCCUGUUCGGUCAGUUUGUCCAAGCCGCCUUUGAACACCCUAAAGAUAUUAAGAAAGCCUGUGGCAUCAAAGAGAAGCCGAGCAGCUGAUCAACGUUCACCCCGUCUCUCUGUACGCUCUGAACCCGACUCAAUCCCAGGAUGCCUGCUGGCUGAGAACAAUAUGAAGCCACUAACAUCCUGCAACUGCAAUUCACAAAAAAUCAUGGCUCAGCUUUGCAUGCUGUUACCACGUAAAUGUUGCGUCUCCUCCAUGUUUGCACAGAAAAUGACCAACGGUAUUGUACAAUCAUGCUCAACUACCUCCUCGCCCUCUCAGGUUUUCUUCCAAUUAGCAUUCUAAGAAAGUAAAAAAAAAGUCCUGAGCUGGGUAAUGCCUACUUUUAUAAUAACACACAAACAACUUUAUAUAUUAGUUGAAAAAAAUAUAAGAAUGUAAGCUCUUAAAACCUUAGUUUGCCGUCCCAACUUCACAUGGCGCACUGUAGUUAGUGUCAAAAACUAAUCGCACAAUUAGACAUUUAAAGCUUUGAUUUUAGGAACGAGAUGUUAUUUAAAUGAAAUGAAUGUGAAACUAUCUAUUUGUUUUUCUGCAAUUACUACUUUUGUUUUGCAAGACUUGUUAUUUUUGAAGUGUGAAACAUUCUUUAAAUGUUUACUACCCCACACCUCCAUGCAUACUUUCCAUACCAUUUUUCAUUGCAGUGCAUACAAACAAACGAGCUAGCAUUCUAGUUUUAAGAACUGUCUCAACCUGAAAACACAGCAGGAGUUAACAUCUGCCAUGAUGGAAAGACUUUUUGAUUUUAAAACGAAAUGUGAAAGUGUAGAAGUGUUGUAUGCUAGUAUACACUUCUGCAGUGUGCUUGGUUGCAAUGUAAAUGAUGCAGUAUACCAGAAGUGAAGGGGCUGAUACCGUGUAAAUAGUACUUGAGAUAAAUGUACCGGUUAUCAGAAAUGUACUAGCGAGUGCUUUUGAAGUUGUGUGUCCUGUAAUCUGCCUUUUGUCUCAAACGCACAAUGUUGUUUGGGCGAAUGUCUUAUCAGGUCGGACACUUUGAGUCCACAUGAUCUGAUGUGAAGUUUACAGGAGGUAAUUAGUUCGGAAUUUAAUCACUAAUUUGAAUAUUUUGUACAUGAUAGUAAGUAUGCCUGUGUGUAGAAACAUGUAUAGGGUUUUAAUUUAUUAUCUGUGUGUACAGUAAUACCAACACUAUUUCAUAAUACCAAUAUUAAGGUAUUAUUUAUGAUUCAUGUUAUUUUUAUCAGUUCUUUAGAUCAACAUGUGACUAAAGAUUAUAGCAGAAUUUGUUCCUAUUGCUGUUAUUUUGUGGUUAUUUGCUCAAUAUGAUGUUCACCACAUUCACUUGCCUUUUAAUUGCUGUGCAUUUUAUUUUUAAUGGACGAAUGUGUUUUGUUUUCUAUGAGCUGUAACUACAAGCAUUUUGUUUGCAUAUUGAUAAAGAUUGUCACCUGAAGGAACUGUGGGCAUUAUGAACAAUACAUUUUUGUUUAUUGAAUUCAAUUUGAAUUAAACAAUGAUAAUAGUA